ACGGAGCGCGGCCGGACAUGCGAGGCGGCGGGCGGCGGACGGCGCGCGGCGCGUUCGUUUCCCCGCGGGGCGGGCGGUGGAGGGCGGCGGCUGUCGCGUGAGCGCGGCGGCCCGAGCCGAGCGGGCGGCGCCAUGUGGAGCGGCCGCAGCUCCUUCACCAGCCUGGUGUUGGGCGUGUUCGUGGUCUACGUGGUGCACACCUGCUGGGUCAUGUACGGCAUCGUGUACACGCGCCCCUGCGCCGGCCACGCCAACUGCAUCCUGCCCUACCUGGCGCGCAGGCCCAAGCUGCAGCUCAGCGUCUACACCACCACUCGCUCCAACCUGGGCGCAGAGGGCAACGUGGAUCUGGUCCUGAACGUGGAGGACUUCGACGUGGAGUCCAAGUUCGAGAGGACUGUCAACGUGUCAGUCCCCAAGAAGACGCGGGACAACGGCACGCUGUAUGCGUACAUCUUCCUGCACCACGUGGGUGUCCUGCCCUGGCACGAUGGCAAGCAGGUGCACCUGGUGAGCCCGCUCACCACCUACAUGGUCCCUAAACCUGAGGAAGUGAACCUGCUCGCUGGUGAGCCCACCGAACAGCAGAUCGAGGAUGGGAAGAAGCCAUCAAGUGCACUCGAUGAGCCUGUGUCGCACUGGAGGCCCCGGCUUACUCUCAAUGUCAUGGUGGACGACUUCGCCUUUGAUGGUUCUGCCCUGCCAGCAGAUGUACACCGCUACAUGAAGAUAGUACAGCUUGGGGAGACAGUGCAUUACCUCCCAAUCCUGUUCAUCGACCAGCUCAGUAACCGGGUGAAGGAUCUUAUGGUGAUCCACCGCUCCACCACCGAGCUCCCGCUCACUGUGGCCUAUGACAGCAUCUCACUGGGCCGCCUACGCUUCUGGAUCCACAUGCAGGAUGCCAUGUACUCACUGCAGCAGUUCGGCUUCUCAGAGAAGGACGCAGAUGAAUUGAAAGGCAUCUUUGUGGACACCAACCUUUACUUCCUGGCCCUGACCUUCUUUGUUGCUGCCUUUCACCUGCUCUUCGACUUCCUGGCAUUUAAGAAUGACAUCAGCUUUUGGAAGAAAAAGAAGAGCAUGGUCGGCAUGUCCACCAAAGCCGUGCUCUGGCGCUGCUUCAGCACCGUGGUCAUCUUCCUGUUUCUGCUGGAUGAGCAGACCAGCCUGCUGGUGCUGGCCCCCGCGGGUGUUGCUGCCACAAUCGAGCUGUGGAAAGUGAAGAAGGCCUUGAAGAUGACAGUGACGUGGAGUGGUCUGAGGCCAAAGUUUCAGUUUGGCGCCUCCUGUGCCUCUGAGAGGCGGACAGAGGAAUACGACAGCCAGGCCAUGAAGUACUUGUCUUACUUGCUAUACCCUCUCUGCAUUGCGGGUGCCGCCUACUCGCUGCUCAACGUCAAGUACAAGAGCUGGUACUCGUGGCUCAUCAGCAGCUUCGUCAAUGGGGUCUACGCCUUUGGCUUCCUCUUCAUGCUGCCACAGCUCUUUGUCAACUACAAGAUGAAGUCGGUGGCCCACCUGCCCUGGAGAGCCUUCACCUACAAGGCCUUCAAUACCUUCAUCGAUGAUGUCUUCGCCUUCAUCAUCACCAUGCCCACCUCGCAUCGGUUGGCCUGCUUCCGGGAUGACGUGGUCUUUCUUGUAUACCUCUACCAGCGCUGGCUCUAUCCCGUGGAUAAGAGCAGAGUGAAUGAAUUCGGGGAAUCGUAUGCGGAGAAGCCCCAGCAGAAAUCACACCCGGACUGAGGCGGGCACUGCACACAGCAGAUCCUCGGGGUGCCAGGCAGGGUUUCCUGGACGCCCGUCUGCAUUGCCAAAGCCUCUGUUGCCCGCCUGCCAGAGGAGCGCCCGGUGCAGGGCCAGGCCUGCACCGAGGGCACAAGUGCUCUGGAUCCUUAGGCCUCCAAUCCUGUCGGCCCUCACCCAGACAUGAGGUUUCACAGUCACUUGUUUUCAGUUCAUAUGAGAUUGUCUCAAAGUUGACAUGUCUGUGUUUCUACUCAAUAAACUUGGCCUGGCCUGAUGUGGAGUCAGGUGGGGUGUUUGCGGGAGAA
Molecule: messenger RNA, 2057 nt
Organism: Suncus etruscus (white-toothed pygmy shrew)
Lineage: Eukaryota; Metazoa; Chordata; Mammalia; Eulipotyphla; Soricidae
Gene: CLPTM1L
Product: CLPTM1 like
Exons: 16
Coding region: 133-1749 (538 amino acids)
Cellular component (GO): endomembrane system; membrane
Source: RefSeq, a predicted model, not a curated record